Messenger RNA from Ixodes scapularis (black-legged tick), 840 nucleotides. Its product is annotated as zinc finger protein 431-like. The record is from RefSeq and is a predicted model, not a curated record. Gene Ontology annotation, biological process: regulation of DNA-templated transcription. The coding region runs from base 85 to 708 and encodes 207 amino acids. Gene Ontology annotation, molecular function: RNA polymerase II cis-regulatory region sequence-specific DNA binding; DNA-binding transcription factor activity, RNA polymerase II-specific. Lineage: Eukaryota; Metazoa; Arthropoda; Arachnida; Ixodida; Ixodidae. The transcript has 2 exons.
GUUUGCUUCUGUGUGGCAAAGACAGGUACUGAGGACCAAGGCUCAUCGGUCAGGACCUGAGGAGACGGAUACAAAUUGUACACUAUGGGGACAGGCAAAGGUGAUGGAGCCACAUUGUUAGGGGAGACCAGCUGCGCGCUGAAAGUCACAAAGGAUAUCUGGUUCGGAUGCUGUUCCUGCACCUAUGUCACCAGAGAUCAGCGUGUAAUUGUGAGCCACCUGGCUGUCCAUGGUGAUGAACAAUUCAAGUCCCAGCAUCCUCCCAUGUCUGGCUCUAAGUCCCAAGUGCUCAGCAACACUCAAAAGCACAAGAGUGAUAAGUUUUACAAAUGCAGUCUGUGUCCUCAAGCCUUUGCUCGAGAUUCCCAUCUGCGAAUUCAUAAUCAAACACAUACUGGUGAAAAGCCAUUUAAGUGCAAGCAGUGCCCCCUAACCUUUUCUCGAAACUGUACUCUGCAAAUCCAUCAUCGAAUACACACUGGUGAAAAGCCAUUUAAGUGCAUGCUAUGCCCCAAAGCCUUUGCUCAAAAUUCGAAUCUGAAACGCCAUAAUCAAACACACUCUGUUGAAAAGCCAUUUAAGUGCAUGCAAUGCCCCAAAGCCUUUGUUCUAAAUCGUGAUCUGCGGAACCAUAAUAGAACACACACAGGUGAAAAACCAUUUAAGUGCAAGCUGUGCCCCAAGCCUUUGCUCAAAAUUGCCAUUUGAGAACUCAUAAUCGAACACACACUGGUGAAAAGCCAUUUAAGUGCAAGCAGUGCCCCAAAACCCUUGCUCAAGCUUCCCAUCUACUAAGCCAUAAUCAUUUGCACACAGGUGAAAAGCCAUUUAAGUGCAAGC